Messenger RNA from Myotis myotis, 4570 nucleotides. RefSeq names its product occludin (gene OCLN). Lineage: Eukaryota; Metazoa; Chordata; Mammalia; Chiroptera; Vespertilionidae. Gene Ontology annotation, cellular component: apical plasma membrane; bicellular tight junction; cytoplasmic vesicle. The coding region runs from base 223 to 1809 and encodes 528 amino acids. The transcript has 9 exons. Gene Ontology annotation, biological process: bicellular tight junction assembly. The record is from RefSeq and is a predicted model, not a curated record.
GGGUCACGGAGGGAGGAGGCUGCCACACUACACCUCCACCUCCGGCGCAGACGGCGGACUCCGGGGAGAGCUGGCCAGAGUGUCGAGCAGCCCGUGCCGGGGACAGCAGGUGGGGUCGCCCGGGCGGGGCCGCCCACCUCCCGCAGCCCAGCCUGGCAUUGAUUGGCUUAUCUUGGGAGCUACAGGACAUUGCUCAUCUUGAAGAUCAGGUGACCACUGACCAUGUCGUCGAGGCCUUUUGAAAGCCCCCCUCCAUAUAGACCUGAUGAAUUCAAACCAAGUCAUUACGCACCAAGCAAUGACAUGUAUGGUGGGGAGAUGCAUGGUCGCCCAAUGCUCUCUCAUACGGCAUAUUCUUUCUACCCAGAAGAUGAAAUUCUUCACUUCUACAAAUGGACCUCUCCUCCAGGAGUGAUUCGGAUUCUGUCUAUGCUCAUCAUCGUGCUGUGCAUUGCCAUCUUUGCCUGUGUCGCCUCCACACUUGGCUGGGACAGAGGCUAUGGAAGUAACAUUCUAGGAGGUGGUAUAGGUUACCCUUAUCCUGGAGGUGGCUUUGGAAGCUUUGGAAAUGGCUAUGGUUAUGGCUAUGGUUAUGGCUAUGGAACAGGCUAUACAGAUCCAAGAGCGGCAAAGGGCUUCCUGCUAUCCAUGGCUGCCUUUUGUUUCAUUGCUGCAUUGGUGAUAUUCGUUACCAGUGUUAUAAGAUCUGAAAUAUCUAGAACAAGAAGAUAUUACCUGACCGUGAUAAUAGUGAGUGCUAUCCUGGGCUUCAUGGUGUUUAUUGCCACAAUCGUCUAUAUAAUGGGAGUCAAUCCAACUGCCCAGGCUUCUGGAUCUAUGUAUGGUUCACAGAUUAUUGCCAUCUGCAACCAGUUUUAUUCACCUACAACUUCUGGGAUGUACGUGGAUCAGUAUUUGUAUCACUACUGUGUGGUGGAUCCUCAGGAGGCCAUUGCCAUUGUGCUGGGAUUCAUGGUUAUUGUGGCUUUUGCUUUAAUAAUUUUCUUUGCUGUGAAAACUCGAAGAAAGAUGGACCAAUAUGACAAGUCGAAUAUUUUGUGGGACAAGGAGCCCGUUUAUGAUGAGCAGCCCCCCAAUGUUGAAGAGUGGGUUAAAAACGUGUCUGCAGGCACACAAGACAUGCCUCCUCCGCCUUCGGACUACGUGGACAGAGUGUACAGUCCCAUGGCCUACUCUUCCAAUGGUAAAGUGAAUGACAAGCGGCUGUAUCCAGAAUCAUCCUAUAAAUCAACACCGGUGCCCGAAGUGGUGCAGGAGCUUCCCGUGACGUCCCCUGCGGAUGACUUCAGGCAGCCUCAUUACAGCAGCGAUGGUAACUUUGAGACACCGUCCAAAAGGGCUCCCACAAAGAGAAGGGCGGGCAAGUCCAAGAGGCCAGAGCAAGACCACUAUGAGACAGACUACACGACCGGCGGCGAGUCCUGCGAUGAGCUGGAGGAGGACUGGAUCAGGGAAUAUCCACCUAUCACUUCAGAUCAACAAAGACAAGUCUAUAAGAGAAGUUUUGACACUGGCCUGCAGGAAUACAAGCGCUUACAAGCAGAACUUGAUGAGAUCAAUAGAGAACUCUCUCGUCUGGAUAAGGAAUUGGACGACUAUAGAGAAGAAAGCGAAGAGUACAUGGCUGCUGCUGAUGAAUACAAUAGACUGAAGCAAGUUAAGGGGUCUGCAAAUUACAAAAAUAAGAGGAAUUAUUGCAAGCAGUUGAAGAGUAAGUUGUCCCACAUCAAGAGGAUGGUUGGAGAUUAUGACCGAGGGAAGACAGAAAGCAAAUUCCAGAUUGUCUGAGUGAUGGAGAAGUAUCCGACAUCUCUGCAGUGGUGUCAGCAUGCAAAAUGACUUUGGACUCUAACCAGAGAGGCCAAACCUUUGUGAUCAUUACAAAGUUUUGGUAGCUUUCAUAUCAUUGGUAUGGAAGCAUUUUAUAAAUAGCUUUUGAUAAUCAACUGUGCUGAACACUCCAAUUAAGGAUUUAUGCUGUAAACACUGGUUCUGAUAUUAAGAACUGUUGUUUGAGGUUUUCAAACCUUUUCAGGAAGGUUGCUGAGUGUACUGCGCUGUGAACUUUCACGCCCUAGGCAGUCAUGUCUUAGUGCUUCAUUCGUUCCAAUAGGUAAUCUCGUUGAGUCCUCCCAGGAUCCUCUCUUCAUGUAACUGUUAUUUAUAAUCGUUCCUUUUCAGAGAAGGAAACUGGGUCCCUGCAGUGAAGUGAAACCACUUGUUUCCUAGCUUGCAGUUUGGUUAAGUCUGUUUUAUGACUCCAUUAAUGAAGUCCCUAACCGUUCAUAUUGUAGCUACUACGGAUAUUACAUUCUACCAACUUCCCUACUGAUUUUUUUUCUGUGUGUAAAUGGUUAAAAGAGCUUUUUAUUGUUUUAUGUUAUCUUGGUAAUAAAGACCACAUAAAAGUAACACAUUGUGAAAUUUAAAGAUUGUAAAUAUGUAUUUACUUUUUAAAAAUCAAAAUUUAAAACCACUAGCUAGAAUUUUAUUGUGUAUUUUAAAAUACUUCUUAAUCGUUUAUGGUUUACAUGCUUUUUUUUUUUCUUUAACCAACUAGGCGCUUUCAUUAUUUUAGAGUACCUGAUUACAUUUAUAAUUCAGCUGUGACUUGAAAUGUAUCUUAAAGGAAUGUUCAAGUUCUGUACAUAUUUUAUAAGGUAUUAAACCAGGUGUUUUCUUUCUAUAAUAUACCUGUUUGAUGUCAUUAGUGCUGUUAAUUUUAAGCUUUGCAAAACUACACUCAGCAAUUAUAUCUGUUACUGUUUUAAACUCUUUUGGGUGUUAUGCUGGUUGCUUGUUUCCCAAUCUGUUAAUAAGGAAGCCGAUUCGUCUGCCCUUAAAUCUCAGCACUUUCUUUUCAUUCAGAUUUUUUUAUUAGUAAAGUAAAACUAGCUGAUAAUACUGGGCAUGUCACUAGCCAAGUUGAUUGUGAUUAUCCCCCCAAUUUAGAACUCUGUUUUUGUGGAAAUAUUUUGAAGAAUCUGUAAAUUAAUCAUUAGUCUGCAAUUCAAACAUUUAAGUAUGUCAACGUACCUGUAGAGAUUUAAAAAUUUUUAAUGACACUAUUGCAGGAUUCCCCCUCCCCACCCUUUGCCCACCGCCACUCUCCCCGGCCUCUCCCUUCCUUGGCCUUUACCAAAUUACUGUCCAUGUCUAUGGGCUAUGCAUAUAUGCGAUUUUUAAAGGAGCUUAUUUGAGCCAAGUGUUUUGACAACAUGUCAGGAAGCAAGAUCCCAAAUGCUCCAAGAAUUCCAGUUUUGCAGUUUCUUUUGUAUAUUUGGAAAUAAGGAAGAUUACAUGAGGGUCGGAGAACGCAAGGUAGGGAUUGUAUUACAAGAAAAAUGAUGUGCUCUCUGGAAGGUGGUUAUGCCUCAGAGGAGUCUGAAAAAGAGGAAGACCCUGGUAUUUUAAAGGUGUGUUAACCUAGAAGCACAAGAACAAUGGACAGGGCUUACGUAAGGCAAAGAUAAACCUUUUACUGAAGAAGUUAUAUGCCUGGGGUGUGACUACCCACCAUAAUCAGCACAGGAAUUUAUGAUCAGCCUUGGACUUUUCAGGUUUAUUACAGAGCCCCUUUUUCAUCUACAAGUAUGUCAUUUUUUAUAUACCAGUCUGAAUCAUUUUCCAAAGAUAAACUUUUGUUUAUUAUUGAUUUUUAGAGAGAGAGACACAUCAACUCGUUGCUCCAUCCAUUCAUGCAUUCAUUGGUUGCUUCUUGUUUGUGCCCUGACCUGGGUCAAACCCACAACCUUCACAUAUUGGGACAACGCUCUAACCGACUCGCCUGCCAGAGCCCAAAGAUAAACUUUAAAGUAAUGUUUCCAUUAUAACACUGAUUCAUUUCUUCAAAUUGAGGAAAUUCUUAAUUUCCCAUGUGUUUUACAUAUAUGAGUAAAGAUAAUAGUCUAUGCUUUUCAUACCUGUUGGGCUCACAUCAAAUGGUAAGGUCUCUCUUGAGCCACUUAACUGAUUUUUACGUGUGCUAAGAUUUUAACUUUGUGCUUGGAAGUCAAUGUAAUUAGUUUAUGAAGGCAAGCUUGCCAGUGUUCUCACAAAACCAAUUCAGCUGAAUACAGAAAAUCAAAUAGCAUAAGUCUGCGUUGUAAAAUUGUGCCAUAAAAUUGGACUUUGAAAUACAAAAACAAAAUCAUUUUGCAAAUGUGGUACUUACUACAGACCACUUCAGGAGCCAGGAUCAGGGCGUUUCUGAUGGGAUUGACAUUAACUAGCUGGCUAUAACUUUGAAAAGCCACUCAAGCGGUUUCCUAGCCUGGAAAGCAAGAGGUUUAGAUUUGAUUUCUGAGGUCUCUUCCAUCUCUGACCUGUGAUUCUUAUGUCUGCAUAUAUUUGUUCAAGGUCUUGUUGUGAAAGCAUGUGGUCUAUUUGAUAAAGGUUCACUGCAUAAGAUUUUCUUACAUGUGUGUUUUGUAUUAAAACUAGAUGACAUCAACAUUUUUAUUUAUUUUGAAAAAUUUAAAGAAAUAUUGAAAACUAUAAACAUACCUGUACCCACCACCCAGAAAUAAAAGGUGUUAGUUUUGUCACA